Messenger RNA from Neospora caninum, 744 nucleotides. RefSeq lists its product as hypothetical. Gene Ontology annotation, cellular component: nucleus. Gene Ontology annotation, biological process: regulation of DNA-templated transcription. Bases 1 to 744 code for a protein of 247 amino acids. Gene Ontology annotation, molecular function: transcription coactivator activity. NCBI's taxonomy places the organism in Eukaryota, Apicomplexa, Conoidasida, Eucoccidiorida, Sarcocystidae. The record is from RefSeq and is a predicted model, not a curated record. The transcript is spliced from 7 exons.
AUGGGCGAGCCAGAGGAACCAUUGUUUCCCGCUUCGGCCUUCCAGCCGCCUUCACCUUCACAGGACAGUGGAAAUACAGCAGUGCAGGAGGCGCCGGCAGAGCCUCCUGCUGCGGCGCUGACGUUUGAGGAGGCGAAAGUCCGAAAACGGAAAGAGAAAAUGCGAGAGUUCAGAAAAUAUCUGGUCGAUACGCACGUCGUCGAUGCGCUUGCCAAGCUGCUCAUUGCACUGUAUGAAGCUGAGGACCGACCGGCGCGACCUCAAGAAUAUUUUGUCGACUACUUUGGGGAGUACAGGGAUCCUGUGUUGGAUGAGAUUGAGGAGCUAACAAAACUGAAGAACGAGCUCACUUCCUCUAACAUGCAACUGCUUGAAAAACAAGAAGAGCUUCGCGACGCAAUUGUUCUGGUCACUCAGCAGCGCAUGCGCCAGAAAAUCUGGACAGCGAUCUCUCGAGAGGCAGAGCGCAUGACGAGCCUCCAAGUGUACCAAAGGCUCUGCGACAAAAAGAAACCAAAGACCACGCUGAAGGCUCACACAUUCAACAAAUCGCAGUUCCUCCGAUUCCUGGCUGUGAGCACUCCACAGGACUGGCAAACCCGGAUUCUGUCAGCCCUCUAUCCGCAAGGGGAUAAUUUCGAGUGUGCCACAGGCGCUCCGUUCAAAGCAGACCCCGACAACGAUCUUGUGAGUUUGUUUGUGGAAGCGAACAACAUGUAUGACACGAAGGCCACCGACGUGUGA